UUAAUGUUGCAGUUGGCCUUGUCUGCUGAAUAGAUCUUGCUCACUUUCAACCAGUUCAUUAGCAUCCCUGUUAUCAUCCAUUUCCUCUUCAUCUUCUUCACGAUCAGCCAGAUGCAAUACAAUGUCAAAGAAUUGAUUUCGCUGGCUAGAAGGCCAUCAUCUUGUUUUGACAAGGAAGGAAAACUGAACAUAUGCAGAAUGCUAAGGGAUGGUAAAUGUAUAGAGCCAAGAGAGAGAUGGUGUCGUCUGAAAGGAAAUCUGCUCUUUCUAAUGAAAAAUAAGAAUAAGUGUUGUGACGCUGCUGAGUUAGUAAUCCUGGAGCGGUGCUGUGUUGUGGAAUUCAGGAAUAAAGCAGAUGUUUCAGUAGUGCUCAAGUUUCAGAGUGGAGAACCAGAUCUUUACCUUGAAGCUGCAUCAAGAUCUGACUGUGAAUCUUGGGUUGUGGCUCUCGGAGAGGCAAGUUCUGAAGGUCUGCACAAUAAAAUCGAGCAGCUCCAGAGACUGAUCAUGGAAAUCAAGGAAGAAAGAGCAGCAGAUGAAGUACACCAGCUCAUUCCAUCAGCACAGGCAGACAAUCUUGCAGAGUCUAAGCUUACAAAUCUUCAGAGGACUGUCAGUGAACCAAAACUUGAAUUCAGUCUUGCAUGUAAAGAUCUAGUGGCUCCAACUCGUGAUCGAAAACUGAAUACAUUUGUGCAGAUCACCGUGGUUCAACCUGGAGAACAGUCUUCAACACGAUAUACAAGCACAGAAAUUGUGGAGGGAACAAGAGACCCACUGUUUCUGACUGGUGUGACGUUCCCCCCGGAUUACCCUAUCUAUGAGGAGACUAAAAUAAAACUAACAGUCUAUGAUGUCAAGGAUAAAUCUCAAGACACGGUCCGCACCAGCAUUCUGGCAGAACAGAAAGAGCCAAGGACAGAUACUGGCCGAAGCUUCCUGGGUUGUACUACAUUUAAAGUAGGGGAUUUGGUGAAAUCAAAGGAGCAGCCACUGACACUCAGCCUGAGGAGUACGGAUGGUGGGAAAACAUUUGGCACUAUAGAUGUCAGCCUUGUGAAGAUGGGGGAGACAGAGAAUGGGGAGGCAGAUCACAUCACAACAGAUGUGCAGGGACAAAAGUGUGCCUUGGUUUAUGAGUGUACAUCUCCAGAAAACACCAGUAGUAAAGACAAUUUACCUUUAUUAAAUGCAGUGUUAAAAAACCCGAUCUGUAAGUUAUAUAGAUUCCCCACUUCUGACAACAAGUGGAUGUGUGUACGAGAACAGAUGUCUGAGAGCACUCUUUCUUUUCAUAUUCCCAAGGAACUCAUCAGCCUGCACAUAAAGGAGGAUAUGAGAAGGAAUCAGGACCUUAAUGAACUCGGGGAACUUGCUCCACAUUGGGACAAUAUGCGGAAAAGUGUUAUUGCACACUGUGAUCAAAUGUUAGCUCUCUACCAAAGCAUGCUUGCAGAACUUGGGAAGUAUACAGGCUCUUCUUUCAAAUCAAGCUGCAGUAAAGGAGAAAAGACACUAGAAUUUGUUCCAAUCAAUCUACAUCUGCAGAGAAUGUAUGUGCACAGUCCUCGGUUAAAAGAUGCUCUCUAUGAUGUCAUCACAGUAGGAGCCCCUGCGGCACAUUUUCAGGGAUUUAAAAAUGGUGGUCUUCAGAAACUACUAAAUAAAUUUGAGGCAGAAAGGCGAAAUACUGGGUACCAAUGUAUUUACUAUUCACCUGAAAACACAGCCAAGGCAAAAGAAGUUCUUAGUAGCAUCAAUCAUCUGCAGCCUCUCAUAUCAAGCCAUGCAGACCUGCUGCUUAAUUCUGCAAGGCAGCAUUUGCCAGACAGCUUGAAGAAUUCCUUAAAGAUGCUUUCAGAAACGACAGAGUUAUUUGUACAUGCAUUUAAGGAUCAGCUGAUCAGAAGUGCCCUUUUAGCUCUAUACACAGCCCGUCCAGGUUGUGUCCUAAAAAAACCAACUGUGCCAAGGAACAGUGCUGAAGAGAGUGGGGAUCAUUCGAGUCAGGAGCAUCCAUCCCAAAUCAAGAGACAAGAUUCUAUACCUCACCAUUCGGAAUAUGACGAGGAAGAGUGGGACAGGGUGUGGGCCAAUGUGGGGAAGAGUUUAAACUGCAUUAUUGCAAUGGUGGAUAGACUGCUUGAAAAAGACAACAUCACUACGGAAAAUGGAAAUGACCCUCUACCAGCAGAGCAUGUGGCAGAGCAUCUAAGUGGUGACUGGUAUGAACAGCUUUAUCCACUCACAGUUACGCUGAAGGACUGUAUUGGAGAGGUGGUGACUAGGGCAAAGCAAUCAAUGUCUUUUGUUCUGCUUCAGGAGCUUGCAUGUAGCUUGCCACAAUGCUUAAUGCUGACCCUAAGAAGAGAUAUUGUCUUCAGUCAAGCACUUGCUGGAUUGGUCUGUGGGUUUAUAAUCAAAUUGCACUCCAGUUUACGGGAUCAAGGCUUCCUGCAGCAGCUUCAUACAGUCGGGCUAAUUGUUCAGUAUGAAGGACUCCUCAGUACAUAUAGUGAAGAAAUUGGAAUGCUAGAAGACAUGGCUGUGGGAAUAUCAGAUUUACAAAAAGUCAUGUUUAAAAUAACUGAAGCCAAAUCAGAUGACCUCUUGCCUAUUAUAACUGGAAGGCGGGGACAUUAUGUAAUAGAAAUCAAGCUCCCAGGAAAGAUGUUUGAGCUGCUUCCACAAGAGAUUAAAGAAGGGAAACUGCUCCAUGUAUAUCCAGUUCUCUUUAAUGUAGGAAUCAAUGAGCAGCAAACACUCGCAGAGAGGUUUGGAGAUACCUCUUUGCAAGAAACUGUUAACCAGGAAAAUCUGGAGCUGCUGAAAGAGUAUUACAAGCUGUUCACAGAAAAAAUGCCUCCUGAUUGCCUACCACAUUUUCAAGAACAGAAUGACUUAAAAGGAUUACUAGAAAAUCUCCAUCAAAAUAUUCAGGCUAAAAAAAGAAAGAAUGUAGAAAUCAUGUGGCUGGCUGCAACGAUUUGCCGCAAGCUAAAUGGAAUCCGGUUCACCUGUUGUAAAAGUGCCAAAGAUAGGACAUCAAUGUCAGUGACACUGGAACAAUGUUCAAUUUUAAGAGAUGAGCAUCAGCUGCACAAAGACUUUUUUAUCCGAGCACUUGACUGUAUGAGGAGAGAAGGAUGCCGCAUAGAGAAUGUACUGAAGAAUAUCAAAUGCAGAAAGUAUGCUUUCAACAUGAUACAGCUGAUGGCUUUCCCAAAGUACUACCGACCACCAGAGGGAACAUACGGAAAAGCUGACACCUAAGUUUUAGACACAACACAAAAAAAGGAUGUGUGUGCAGGAUCACACACCUGUGUUCAUUAGUUGACACAAAAUUGCUUUGUGUGUCUCACAGGUGGGGCAUACAUGAGAGGAAAAAUACCUAGGACCUGUUCUCCCCCAACUGUACUGUCAAUCAAAAGUAAACAUCAAUAAAAUAUGGUAGAUUGAAUGUUCUGGCAACCAGCUGUUUGUUAAAUAAAAGCCUUUUUUAUAACAACAAUAACAACAACAAUAAUGUAGAUUGUAUUUCAUAAGCCUACCAGAAUUAAAGGUUCGGUCACUAGUCAGAUAGAAGGCCAAAUGUUGAGUCAGUAGGGGUCACUCUGAGCCUGGACUUGAAAGUAAAUCCCACUUCUAUACAAAGCAACAUUGAAUUGUCUAAGAUACUAUCUACUGGAUUAAAGGCAAAGCUAAGGUGCUGCUCAGCUGUGGUGCAUAAGACCCACGAUACGUUUAGAAAAGGAAUGUUAAUAUUGGCGACCUUGCAUUAGUAAAUAUUUGCUACAUUUUGGGAUAAACACUGCAGUUCCAGCUACAUACAUUGUUAAUGCAGCAACAAAAAACUAAGUUCACACACUGCUCUAAGCCUUGGGCUUUAAGCCAUGUAAUGUAUUACAGUUGCCUUGGAAUCAGGAUCUGGGGUUUUACCUGUCAUUCUCAGUGGUGUUAAGCGACAACCUCUGUAAGCAAUUAUGAAACAAGGAUGGCCACUGGAGUAUGUCCUCUGUGCACUCUGAAAGCACCAAGAGGGAAAAGGAGAUUCAGCUACUGGUUAUAAUAAAUGUUUGUAUGUAAAUGACAGUGAUAAUAAUUUAUUAAAAUUGUAACCUGCAGAAUCAAAACAAUCAGGGUAAUAUGGGUUCUCAGAAGCAUUAGCUCUAGCAAUGCUGUGUUAAAAUGCCAUCUGGCAUCCCACUUUUGUUAAUAUUUAUGUGAUUAGUCCCACUGAAUUUAAUAUGUUUCAAACCAUUUGCUUACUUAAAAUAAUCAUGAAUUAAUCAGGAGUGAAGACAAUUCCUUGUCAACACAGUAUCUUAUUGUGCAUGUUGAUGUCAUGUAGCAAAGAAACAAACCAAAAUAUAAAGAAUAACUAAAUGUGAACAUUAAAAAUAAAAAUACAGUAUGUCAGUAAGCAUCUUAGAAUGUAGUCAUAUUACUUACUGAAAAUUUAGCUUUCUGGAAUAAUUCACACAUGAAGGAAAAAAUGUACCGUGGCUGAAUUUUGUUGUAAGAUGUAAAUUAUUCUAAAGCAAUAGCAACACAUACUUUAAUCAGAAAUAGAACAUUCUGACUGAAGUCCACAAAGGAUUAAGUCCAUGAGAAAUUUUAAUGGCCAGAAGUGCAAUUUUCCAAGGAUGGUCACCACUGUUGAAGUGAGUGGGAGCUAGUAAAGAAUGCUAUUUUCCAUUCAUUUCAGUUUCCUGCAAGGUCUUUAGUACUGAUGAGUGCAGGUGGAGGCUAAAAGAGCAUAUCUCUCUUGUGUUUGGUUAAAACCUAAACCAUGUUGCUGCUAUAAGUAAAUCAAAGUCUGGACUGAUUAUUUUUAGAAGUUUCAUCACUGAAGUUUCAGGUAUCUUUCAAAAGAAAGGUGGCAGGUUGGCAGUUUGCCUCUGGAAAAGUAUAAUACUUCAGGGACUUAUUCUUUAAUGCUAAGUUUUGUAGAAAAAUAGGAGAAAUUCUGUGAACAGCAGGAAAAAUCAUGAAUGCAGGAAAGUGCCAAAUACAGUGCAUUUUAACUUAUGCUCCAGAACACAAUGCUACUGAGUUAGCAUAUACAACUGGCUGACAUUUUUAAAUUAUUUAAUACUAUAUAGUGUUUUCUGCAUGCUUAAGACCACUGGUUUCUGGAGUGCUUUACAGCCCUAAUGAAUGUGUGUUUACAGCACUUCCAGUGCCAUUAGACUUUGCUUGACCCUUAUGUAUUAUUUCUUUGGCUAUUUUUUU
Lacerta agilis (Sand lizard) is the source of this 5235-nucleotide messenger RNA. It is a transcript of the gene INPP4B, whose product is annotated as inositol polyphosphate-4-phosphatase type II B. Gene Ontology annotation, molecular function: phosphatidylinositol-3,4-bisphosphate 4-phosphatase activity. Lineage: Eukaryota; Metazoa; Chordata; Lepidosauria; Squamata; Lacertidae. The record is from RefSeq and is a predicted model, not a curated record. Gene Ontology annotation, cellular component: cytoplasm. The coding region runs from base 112 to 3273 and encodes 1053 amino acids. The transcript is spliced from 26 exons.